This is a messenger RNA of Hyaloperonospora brassicae, 1869 nucleotides long. Lineage: Eukaryota; Oomycota; Peronosporomycetes; Peronosporales; Peronosporaceae. The record is from the annotation of a GenBank genome assembly.
AUGUGGCAGCGUCUCGUCCUCGCGACGGCGCACCAGCGGCCAGCGCUGCGCUGCCAGCGGCCCGUGCAGCACCAGCUGCCGCUCCACUUCCGUCCGCUCACGUCCGUGUCUUCCUCGUCGACGUCCGACGCGCGCAGCCGCCGCAUUCUGUGCGUGGACGUGCCCGAGCACGUGGCCGACGUCUCGUGCGUGCAGGAGCUCGUGCAGCGCGGCCACGUCGUGGAUCAGGUGCGCUCGGCGUCGGACGCGUUGCUGCUGUCGGUCGUGCACGACUACGACGCGCUCGUGAUGACGCCCGGCACGCGGUUGUCGCGCGAGGUGCUGCGCGUGGGCGCCCGGCACAGGCUGAAGCUCGUGGCGGUGCCGGCUGCAGCGAUCCCCAGUGAAGACGUGGACCUGCUGGAAGCCACGAAUCAGGGCGUGAUGCUGCUGCAGCUGGAUCCCAAACAGCUGAGCGACCGGUCGUCGGUGGAGGCUGAGAUUGGACUCAGUUUGCUCAUUCAACUGGCGCGGCACUUGCCUCGGAGUAUGGCCUCCAUGCGCGUGGGAAAGGAGCAGCCAUGUGACCGCCAGCAGUUUGUGGGCACCGAGCUCGCUGGCAAGAGUCUCGGCGUCGUGGGCAUUGGCCAAGCCGGACGACGGGUGGUGGACAUGGCCAAUGCACUCGGCUUGCACGUCUUUGGCUUUGACCCGAACUUGAACCACGAGACAGCAGCACUCAUGGGCGUCAAGUCCGUGUCAAUGGACGAGCUGUAUGCCACGUGCGACUUUAUCACGUUCCACGCGCCGUUGACGGCUCGAACGCGCGGUAUGUUUGACGACGAUGCGCUCGACAAGUGCAAGCAUGGCGUGAAGAUUGUGUCCGUUCCCGAGUACAGCGGAUGCCACGGCCUCCUGGAUGAAAACACGCUGCUGCGUGGAGUCAAGUCAGGAAAGAUCAGCGGCGUUGCGCUGGACCUGCUACAGCCAGCGGAAGCAGAAGGUGGGCUGGAGCUGUCGCCCACGUGGCUCGAACUCAUGCAGCACAAGAACGUCAUCACGCAUACCCAUGCUGAUGGCACGGCGUCCGAUGAUGUGCUCCGGGCUCGCAAGUACCGCCUUUUGGCAGAAAACGUUGGCGAUGCGCUAGCGCAGCGCUACUUUCGUGGUGUGGCCAACGGCGUCUUUAUGCCGCUGACGCUGCUGCCGGAGAUGAAACCGUUUAUCGAGCUAAGUGAGUCGCUGGGUCGCUUUGUGCACCAGCUCACUCAGUCGGCUGAUCCCAAGGACCGCAUCACGCACGUGUCGUUGGCUGCCACGGGCGGCUUCCAGAUUGACAUCACCACACCACAGGCUCGCCAGCUUCUUCAGAAUGCGCUUCUCAAAGGUUUGCUCGAGAGCAUGCGUGGGCAUGACAGCGAGCAACCUGAAGUGUGUCUAUUGAAUGCCUCGCUGCUUGCCAUGGCGAAGGGAAUUGACGUGCGCCAGGGCGACUUGCAGAGCGACCCGGCGGCUGUACGUCGCCACCUCAAGAAUUCUUUGGCUGUCGUGGUCAAGACGAAAAACAUGGACAGCUUGCUUGUCAAAGGCAGCGUGUUCGGCGAAGACCCGCGUGUCGUGCGUGUGAACGAGUACUCGGACUUUCCUGCUUUCCGUCCGCAAGGCAAUCUGCUGGUGUUUAACAAUGAGGACGUUCCCGGUGCGAUUGCCGGCAUCCUCAGCGAGCUGGCAGAGGCCAAGAUCAACAUUGCCAACUUUGGUCUCGCGCGCCAGAGCAAUGCUGAGCUCCCGCUUGGUAUACUUACUCUUGACUCCGUUCCGUCCGAUGCCACGCUGGAUGCGCUCAAGAAGUUGCCCAACAUACGUAGCGUCCGUUUCGCACAAGUCUAA